AUGAGCGGACAGAAUGGUCAGCGGCCUGUAUUAGGAGAGAAUGUAUGGUUGGCGUCACUAAAAGCCGGAGCUUUGAGCGGCUCUGCUGGCCUCGUUUAUGGAGGCAUCUCCGGUGUCAUAAGGUCUCCUCAUCCUGUAAUCCAUUCGAUUUCUUGCGGUAUCCACUGGUUUGCAUGUGGAACUUCCUUCUGGUGGCUAAGGAGUAACAUCCUAAGUCUCCACUAUGAGGAUAGGGCCACCCCAAAACAGAGAGCCUAUGUCAGCGCUGUCUCUGGUGGCAUCGCUGGCGGCGCCGUGACUAGAUUAAUGGGUGGUCGUCUCAUCCCAGGAGUUGUCGUAUUCUCGCUGCUCGGCUACCUGGGACAGAGAUCUUACAAUGCUAUUGACUCAUGGCAGAUGGAACAUGCAAAUACGCCAUCGAAGCCAAUUCUGCAACGAUUAGCAGAUUCCAAAUGGAUUCCACUCAAGACCCUUUCUGAUGACGAAUACAGGGGCAUCCUGAGUGAGAAACUGCUCAGCAUUGAGGCUGAGAUAGCUAUCAUCGACGAAAAGAUCGAGGAGCUUGAGAGAGCCAAAGCAAACAGACAGAAUAUGACGGGACUGGAUCCUUCAUCAACUAGAUGA
Aspergillus udagawae is the source of this 624-nucleotide messenger RNA. RefSeq lists its product as uncharacterized. The transcript is spliced from 4 exons. Lineage: Eukaryota; Fungi; Ascomycota; Eurotiomycetes; Eurotiales; Aspergillaceae. Bases 1 to 624 code for a protein of 207 amino acids. The record is from RefSeq and is a predicted model, not a curated record.